AUGCCGGAGCUGCCGGAGGUGGAGGCGGCGCGGCGGGCGCUGCAGGCGCACUGCGUGGGGAGGCGCAUCGCGCGCUGCGCCGUGGCGGACGACGCCAAGGUGGUGGUCGCCGCCGCCGGCCGCGCGGCCUUCGAGCGCGCCAUGGUCGGCCGGACCAUCGUCGCCGCGCGCCGGAGGGGCAAGAACCUCUGGCUCCAGCUCGACGCGCCGCCCUUCCCGUCCUUCCAGUUCGGUCAGUCCGCAAGAACUACUUACUACGUGGCGGCCUCUAGAGUUGGCCAGUCUUUGCUUGAUGAUGGUUUGGAGUUCUCUUUCACUGAUAAACGGCGUUUUGCAAGAAUUCGUUUGUUUGACGAUCCUGAAACUGUACCCCCGAUUUCUGAGCUAGGUCCAGAUGCUCUGUUUGAGCCAAUGUCUGUUGACAAUUUCUUGGACUCCCUGGGUAGAAAGAAGAUUGGGAUAAAAGCUCUUUUACUUGAUCAGAGCUUUAUAUCAGGCAUUGGUAAUUGGAUUGCAGAUGAGGUGCUUUACCAGUCAAGAAUCCAUCCACUACAGAUUGCUUCGAAUCUACCUAGGGAGAGUUGUGAAGCACUGCACCGAAGUAUCCAUGAGGUUGUGAAAUAUGCUGUUGAAGUUGAUGCUGACAUGGACCGCUUUCCAAAGGAAUGGUUAUUUCAUCACCGUUGGGGCAAGAAGCCUGGCAAAGUCAAUGGAAAGAAAAUUGAAUUCAUCACAGCUGGUGGCAGGACUACUGCCUAUGUGCCGCAAUUGCAAAAACUGAUUGGAACCCAAUCCAGCAAAAUGAUAGCCACUAACCUGGAAUGGCUGGCCGAGAAUGGUGAUACCAAGGAUUCAGGGACUGAGGGAGAAGAUGCAGAUAUUUUGAAGCCAAAAAAGCGAGCCGCAACCUCCAGGACUGCCAGGGGGCAACAAAACAAAGAUACCGUGGGUGCCAGUUCGAGAAAAGCAAGGGGAAAUGGUGGUGGCAGUAAGAAACCAGAUGCCGAUGUUGAGCCUGCUGAACCAGAAACAGUUGUCACCGAAAGCAACGGUGAGCAAGUUUUGGACAAAUCCAACAGUAAUGCUAUCAAUAAGUCAGGUCAGGUUACAAGAAGAUCGUCAAGGAAAGUGAAACCCCGUAAGUAA
Messenger RNA from Miscanthus lutarioriparius, 1146 nucleotides. The record is from the annotation of a GenBank genome assembly. NCBI's taxonomy places the organism in Eukaryota, Viridiplantae, Streptophyta, Magnoliopsida, Poales, Poaceae.